This is a messenger RNA of Gongylonema pulchrum, 579 nucleotides long. Lineage: Eukaryota; Metazoa; Nematoda; Chromadorea; Rhabditida; Gongylonematidae. The record is from the annotation of a GenBank genome assembly.
AUGGAAUCGGACGAGGAUGGUAGCGAUGUGUACGAUGAGAUUGAUCAACACCACAUGACAUUGGAUAUGUCGUCGGACGAGGAGCGGCAGCAGCAUGCCCGGCAUCAAAAGCGCCGUCCGGAAGAGGUGCUUAACGUUGAAGGUGAUUCAUCCGAGCCUGAUGGUGAUGAUGAUAACGCAAGCAGCAGCAACGGAGCUUUUUCGGAUUCCGAUUCUGAUAACGAUGAUGAUGAUGAUAAUAUCGAAAAAUCUGAAUUAGCGGAACUGGAAGAGGAGGAUGCAAUUGCGAGGCAGAAGAAACUGGAUGCUACGCUAAGCCACCUCCCCAUGGAAUUUCAAGAUGAUGUGGUGGCCCCGGAGGAAGAUACUGUUUGUAACCUCAGCGAGUUGCCUGAUAUAAGUAAAAUGACCGAGCAAGAGCAACUACAGUAUUUUUUGAAAGUUAAUCCAGAAUUCAAACAAAUAUUGGAGGAAUAUCAGCAAAAAGUAUGGUUUUUUUUUGUUUUGAAAAGUUUUUUAGGUGCUGAGAAUUCGUCACUGAUCUGGGUAUGCCGCACUGAUUCUUACAGGCUUUUUUAA